Arabis nemorensis is the source of this 498-nucleotide messenger RNA. The record is from the annotation of a GenBank genome assembly. NCBI's taxonomy places the organism in Eukaryota, Viridiplantae, Streptophyta, Magnoliopsida, Brassicales, Brassicaceae.
AUGGAGAUUCGAGAUCGCGUUUCAGCUCGACUUGUUCCUGAUACUCAAGCUCGCUGCUGUUGUCUACUUGUUCAACCAAGAUGGAUCAAGACAAAGGCUUGCUGUUUUGGUGUUUUUCGCGACAAUGAUUUACCUCCAAGUACAUUGACUCAUGAUCAAUUUGACAGAUACCAAACUGGAGCUCUUCGACCAUUUGUUAGAUGGCUUUCAAGAGUCAUGCAUAGAGCUGCAGCACCACCUCGGCCUCAAAGAAAUGUUGUUAGAGCAGAUAAUGAUCCACCAGCAGCCGCAAGGCCACUUAAUGACAAUGCGGUUCCUGAAGGACAAGGUAGGGAAGAAAACGAAGCAGGGAACCGAGCUAAUGCAAACGAGAAUGAGAACGUGGUUGGUCUUGAAGCAGGGAACCAUUGGUGGGGAAUAGUGAAGGAGAUUCAAAUGAUUGUUUUUGGAUUCAUAACUUCACUAUUUCCUGGCUUCCACAACCACAACAUAGAUUAG